AUGGCCUCAAGGACGGUCUCGACGUUGAAGUUCGUGGGAACUAUCUCACUAGGCCUCCUCACCGGCCUUUCAUACUCCUUGACCACCCUCACUCUCCCAACACUUUUGACCCUCCCAUCAGCAAGCGCUGCCUCAAAAGCCUUCGCAAACCUCAAUACAAGCUCUGUCCUGCACCUGCGGACCCUCGCCGGUGUCUCUAGUACAUCAUUCCUGCUCGCCUACCUCCUCUCUCCACGAAGCCAGAAACAUCCGUAUCUGCUAUGGACGACGCUCUUCGUAGUCUCAUCUGGCUUUGCCGACUAUCUCGUCCAGCCGUAUAUCAGCAAGACAACUACUAGCACGCGAUCCGUCAAGCCGAAAGUGAAGAAGGGCAAGGGAAGGCAGAUGGACGCUAGCUACGAGGUAUUGGGUGUCAGCGAUCGAGACAGCGAAGGUACCAUCAGCGGAGAGGAGAUGGAUGAGGAUGUCAAUGGAGAGGAGAUCAGAGAACAAGUCGAGGGUUACAUGAAGGUCAACAUCGCCAAGACCGUUAUUGCAGGUGUCGGCUUUGCCAUGAGCACAAUUGGUAUUUGGGGAGAUGGAGCGGCGGAUCUAGUUAUCAUCGAGAUGUAA
Messenger RNA from Cadophora gregata, 612 nucleotides. RefSeq lists its product as uncharacterized. Gene Ontology annotation, cellular component: mitochondrion. The coding region runs from base 1 to 612 and encodes 203 amino acids. Gene Ontology annotation, biological process: autophagy of mitochondrion. The transcript is spliced from 2 exons. NCBI's taxonomy places the organism in Eukaryota, Fungi, Ascomycota, Leotiomycetes, Helotiales, Ploettnerulaceae. The record is from RefSeq and is a predicted model, not a curated record.